Diachasma alloeum is the source of this 5261-nucleotide messenger RNA. RefSeq lists its product as uncharacterized. The transcript is spliced from 9 exons. Bases 239 to 5161 code for a protein of 1640 amino acids. The record is from RefSeq and is a predicted model, not a curated record. Lineage: Eukaryota; Metazoa; Arthropoda; Insecta; Hymenoptera; Braconidae.
UGGUGAUUCUUGGCAGUAUCCACUGGGCAGUCACCACAUACAUAGGGGGUGUAGGGUAGUGAAAUUUUCAAAUUAAAUCAAUUAAACAAAAUCCAUAAGCCAUGUAAGUGGCUAUAUUAAUGGUGUCAUUCCUUUACGCUAUUUCCUAUUUUCUGAUGAUUAAUAGUGCGUAAGUUGUUUAACAUUUUUAAAAUGUAUUUAUUCAUAUGAAUCAUCAAUAAAUACCAAAACAAAUAGUAUGGAAGCCCAUUUGGAUCAAGUAUCAUCUCUCUUGGGAAAAAAAUCAUGCCGGAAAGGUGGAAGAUUAGAGAAAGAUCUGCCAUCAACAACAAGCCCUCCAGAUCCCCCUUCACCAGGCGUUUCAGCAUCAUCAUCGGCGGCGGUGGGGGCGGGGGCGGAAAUUGUCAAUGUCGAUAAUGCCUUUAAUCACCUGUCCAAACUCUACACCCUGGUGGAGCAAAUAGUGGAGAUGCGGAACACAAGUUCAAAAAUGUUCAACAAAGUGCGCCAACUAGAGCGGGUAAAAGCUUUGAAGAAAGUUAACAGUGACUUGGAAAAAGCAUUGUCAACUGGCCAACAUGUCCCACUGCCCGACGAAGACGUUGGAUUUGCAGAGUCGCUGCUGGGUGCCAUGUUGGCUAGUAAUUUUGAGGUGCCUGCUCGGAGAAGUUGCAAUAUUAACCGAGCGUCAUCUUCAGCGAAAAGAAGAGGAGGCAGCUCUUUAUCGGUGAGCAUGGAGCAGAGAAGAGUUUCUUGUCCAAUGGCUGUUGAAGUGCCAAGAAGAAACUCUGCAAGAGCCAUCAUGAGAAAUUGCUCAGCUGCAAAGAGUGCUAAUCAUAAACAGAGACCCUAUCCUCUGGUGAUAGGAUUGCCCAAAAUCUCCAAGUGGACUCGUGUGAAGGCUGCUUUUAGGUGGGAAAGAGCUGCCUGCAACACAGCAGAAACAGCAUCAGUCCCUCCCUUUGAAAUUGGAACUCCUACAAAAUUAUUGAAUAUACCGGAAAAUAAUGUUGGAUGCACUUGCCAAGUCUCUGGGCCUUCCACCCCAGCUGGUACCAUAUCUUCUUCGUCGUCGUCCAUUGAUGAUGUCUUUCACAGAUCACGCAAUGACAGUAGUCAUCAGAGGGCAGAAAUUGACGAUUCAGAUCCAUCAAGAAGAAGUCGCUCGUUGGAUGGAGAAACACUAGUUCCAAUGAUAUUUAAUUACAGCCAGCGAGGCAAGAAUCCUUUAAAUGCAGUGAAAAUUGAGUGCCGGAUGGCCAAAACCCCGUGGGGAAAAAUGAAGGACAUGAUGCAGCUUCGCCGUGAAAGUUUGGGAAGGCAAACAAGUAGAAAUUCACGAAAUGAAGACAACCAUUCAACAUCGAGUUUAGACUCGACUGAUUUACACAGAAUCGAGCAUGAUGGGAGAGCUCCUCGUGUUCGGAUCACAUCAGAUCCAUCAGGAUCAUCAAUGAACAUUGCCAAAUCUAAAGCCCAGCAGUUAGAAUUGAAAGAUAUUGCUUCAAGAAGACUCACGCCCAUGUUGACUAUAACUGUACCCUCCAGUGAAGAACUGAGGAGCAUAUCUUCACCUGAAUCAAUAACACCUCCGCCACCAAGACAUUUGUCAGACAAAUCUUCUCCAGGUUGUGACAUCUCACGGGAUAAAACGGGUCAGGUUUCUCCCAUAUCAUCGAGCUCUGGAGGAAUCCUCAAGUAUGGACUGGGUCGAUCUAAAACCUCACAAACUGUUCCAGCAGAUGUGAAGCAACACCAGCCGUUGAAGGGAGAUUCUCUAGGGUCUUCUCCGAAAAUGCAGAGGAGGAACUCCAAGUGGAAUAAAGUAAAAAGGGCCUUCCUUACCAGUGCUACGUCGGUCCCCACGAGCCCGAGCAGAAUUUCAUCUUAUUUCUUUGAUGAUGGCGAUGCAACAGCGGCAAGUUACAGUGCUAGUGCAAGUACUGAAGACUUGGACAAUGAGGCAUCCUCCAAUCCGGCGGUGCAAGCAGAGAUUCAGAGAAAUUAUCGACUUCUUCAUGACAAAAUAGGUGCCGAGUUUUAUCGAAAACUGGCAGAGUGGGACAAGGUGAAAUUAUCAAAUGUUAAAGAGUCAUCACGAUUAGUCCGUGAGAAAGACAUGGAUAAUCUUCGGCUGCUCAGCCAGGAUAAAUUGACACCAGAGUUUAAAAAAAAGUUGGAGGAAUGGAAGAGAAUGAACAAAGGUGGCAUCUCUCCUGAGCCUCGUGCCUUCAGCAAGAGGAGAUUGACGGAUUGGCAGUUGUGGAGAUCCCCUUCAAAAAUGGCAGAGACCAAGCCAGAGUCUCCAGGAAAACUCUCUGAUGAUUUUGUCAAAAAAAUGGAGGGAUGGACGAGGAUAAAGUCUGAGGCGAAGGAGGAUGAGGAGGAGGAGGAGGAGGAGGAGGAGGAGGAGGAUGAGGAGGAGGAGCAGGAGGAGGAGGAGGAAGAGGAUGACGAAGAAGAGCAGGAGGCUGCACGUGUCAAUGAAUUAAUGAAUCGCACUAAAUUUUCGGAGAGAUUCAAAUCAUGGAAGGGUUUGGAGGACGAGGAGUUUAAAUCACUUGGAAAAAUUAUCAACAACAUGGAGAGAGAUCAACAAACAAGAAAAAAUGCUUCAAGAUUAUCCAAGUUGCAUCGAGUAGUUGGCUCACCACCAGAGAAAACCCAAGAAGUACUGAUUCAUACGUCAACUGGAUUAUAUCGAUUUGAAGGAAUAUCUCGUCAAUUUACAAGAAAAUUGUACGAGUGGGAAAAGAGCCAGGGAAUUGCUCCGGAAUGCUCGACAUUCAGGCUUCUUGAUCCUCUGAGAUAUGGCAUAUGCUCGAGACCUAGAUUGAUGAUGCAGACAGAUGUUGUCGCUGAACGAAAACCUUCAGGGAGUCGCGGUCUGAGUCGAUCAAAGUCAUUGGGAAGUAUCCAUGUGGAUAGUUUCAGCACUAGUGAAAGAAAAUCUCCUGCACGAGCACGAGCACCCUCAUCGAGUCUCUCGUUGAAUGACAUUGACAAUUUAGAUACAAGAAGUUGUAUAGUAGGUUCUGUUCCAACGAUCCCAGAUGAAGAAGACACAUCAGAGGACAUUGGCCUUGAAGACUCGGAAUUGGACCCAGAGCUAGAACCAGAAGCUAUGAUUAUCGACAUUGAAGACGUUGUAGAGGAAACGGCAUGUCCAAUGGCAAAGUAUCAACCACAUCAAACACCAGUCUACAGCGUAGCUGGAAGUGAAACAACCAGUAUAGCAAUUCCCCUUGGGACUGUUACAUCAAGCCACGAACCCUCUCCUGUCAUUCUCAUUCAACCCGGCGAUGAGGUCCGACCAAUUGCUGCGCAGGCAUGCAUUAUCGAGGAAGCAGCUGAUGAUGAAGUACAUGUGGGAGUAAUUAGAAUAUCUGAAGUGACGCCCAGGUAUGGAGAAGGUGCUGAGAGAGAUGAAAGAAAUGGUUCCACUGAAGAUGAUGAGGGAAAUGAGUGGGAAAUUGCCAACAGAUGGAUUGGUAGAAGAGUUUCGUCGGUUGAUACCUCAUGCCGGCGGGAAAACGGCUCUCUCAUAUCUCAUGCCAACGCUCGCAAGAUGGCAGUACAUGAUUCUGAAAGCACCAAGGAGGCAGAAUUGUUAACUAGGAACCGUAAUCGAACCACCAAGAAUGGUGAGGAUGGUGAGGCUGGGGACGUCGUAACGGAAGUGGUAAUUACUGUUGCCAGUAACUCAAGACACUCGAGAAAGUACCUGAAGACGAGACGACUAACCGAUACCCAGAUUGGAUACCAACUACAUCAUAGCUCUUCCAAUGAACCAAUUGAGGUAACUAAAUCACAAUCAACUUUAACUGGGAGAAAAGAAUCAUCACCAGAACAAAUUGAUGAUUUUCUUCAAGCAUCUCACCGGGAGAAAAUCAUUAUCAAUGAAAAUACAUUAAACAAAAUAGUAGUUCCAACGAAUUCUGGAACAAUUUCAAUGGCGGAUGAUCAAGUAUCAUCGGUGAGAUUGAAGUUAAAAAGCGAAGAUGACGACGAUUUGGAAAGUAAAAAAGAGAAAAGAGAUCCGACGAGUAUGUUUAUAAAAACGAAGAGAAUAGUAUUUUCACCAUUUAGAAGAACAUCGAAAUCCUCAUCAUGUGUUUAUUCAGACACUUCUGAAACAGAAUCUGCACCAGAUACUCCAAUUAUCCUGGAACCUAGUACAGAGAUGAAAAAAUUUCAUGCCCCCCCAUCGCCAAUUCCUACUAGAAAAGAAUAUAGACAGACGGUAGUCUGCUCAGCUAAGGAGACAGCUCCCAGUAUCAGAAUGAUGAUAAAGAAGUAUAACGAAAAACUUGAAGCUUCAGGAUGUUGUACAGUGGGGCCGGGUUCAGCUACGAGUAGCGGAAGUGGUUCGCCAAUCUGGCGAUCUCCUGUCAGCGAACGGAGAAUAACAACUCGAAUGGAAAAAUACCAGGAGGAAGUGAGAAAGGCCAUUGCGGGACCCAUGUAUCAGCCCAAUGUUUUCGCCAUUUCAAAAAGUUCAACUACUGAUUUUACCAAAGCUCGGUGGACAGACGAACCUGUUAAUUUACUCAAUGCAGUCGUCAGGAGUGAAACUGCUCCCCAGAUACCCCAGCAGACCGGAUUCUGCAAAUUAAAAGAGACACCAACAUCUUUGAGAGCCCUCAUGAUUCAACAAGCUAAAGAGGAAUUUCUCUCUCGAGAUGUGAAUAUACAAAAAAAUAAGAAUCAUGACAAUAAAAAUAGCCCUCCGCCGGCCAUUGAUGCGGAAGAAAAUGGUAAAACAAGUUUUCAUCCAAUUGAAACACUCUCCAGGACUGACCUAGUCAAGUCUGCAAGUGUUGGAAUGAUUAAUAUCGAUUCAGAUGCCUUCGAAAGACUCCAAACAACUGAUUCAUUGAUAUUAAGUAGAAACUGUGACUCCUUACCAAGAUCCUCCGAUCACCUUCGUCAACAGGUUGAAAAAUGUGCUAAAGAGUCACGAUUCCAUCAGCUAGCCAAUAAAUUCAGACGGGCUAAAUUAAAGCGAUCCAAGGAUAAAGAAUUGGCGAGUAUGAGUACAGUAUCGAUGCUCUGUAGACAAAGUUUAUUUGUAGAUAUUGCAAACACACCAUCACCGUCUCAAUAUCAUCACGAUGACAACGACAAAAUGACAUCUAAUCUUGUGCGCAAGAGUAAAUAAUUUGAGAUGAUUAAAAAUACAACUAUUGUACCUAUUUUCAUUGAUUUAUGUCUAGUACUUUAUCUGCUUAAACGUUUGUAUAUUUAUAAAACUCAUUGAC